AAAGAAAUCUAGUUGGUUUCACACCUUUAAACGUAGCCUUGUUUAUAAGCAUCAGUCACAGAGGAAAGAUCACCAUCAUUGUAAAGCAGAAAGGCAAAUAAAAGAGAAGAUCACAAGAGAGAUUACAAGGAAGAAAGGAAAAAGGUUUGGUAGAGGCACCAAUGGCAACCCAAAAACCAGUAUUGGAGCAGCAACAAUCACAGAUGUUGCGAGUGAAGAACUCGGGAUUGAUCAGUAUCAAUGGAAGCCCUGUAAUGGAAGACAGGGAAGAGGAGAUGACAAGGUCGGCUCUGUCUGCUUUCCGCGCAAAGGAGGAAGAGAUUGAGAGGAAGACAAUGGAGGUGAAGGAGAAGGUUCAAGCUCAGUUGGGCCGCGUAGAAGAAGAAACCAAGCGAUUGGCUGAGAUUCGCGAAGAGCUUCAUGCUCUGGCAGAUCCAAUGAGGAAGGAGGUUGCGAUCGUACGUAAAAGGAUUGACAUUGUUAACAAAGACCUGAAGCCACUAGGACUUACUUGCCAGAAGAAGGAAAAAGAAUACAAAGAAGCCCUUGAUGCCUUCAAUGAAAAGAACAGGGAAAAGACACAACUGCUUACCAAGUUAAUGGAGCUGGUGAGUGAAAGUGAGAAAGUGAGGAUGAAGAAGCUGGAGGAGCUCAGCAAGAACAUAGAUACCCUACAUUAAAACCAAUACAUUCCAAUAAUUAAAACUGAGUGUUUGUUUGUUCUAUUCGACAAUCAUUAUCUUGAAUUCUGUUACAUUUUCUGUUUUCGGUUUCACUCGCUCUUUGUUUAGAUUUUUUUUUUUUUUUUUUUUUUCUGAUUUUGGAAACAGACUCUCCCUAACUUGGUUUGUUACUUAACACAACCCUGCUCUAGACCUCUGCCACACAUCCCAAUCACAAAAACGUUGUGCCAUAUUAUUAUUGAAGAGCUUGAUAUGUAUUGUUGGAUUCCUUUCUUAACAGUUUAAUUUUUUUUUUGUAUAUGGUAUCAGAAAGUCUUGGUUUCAA
Messenger RNA from Camellia sinensis, 1008 nucleotides. RefSeq lists its product as uncharacterized. The record is from RefSeq and is a predicted model, not a curated record. NCBI's taxonomy places the organism in Eukaryota, Viridiplantae, Streptophyta, Magnoliopsida, Ericales, Theaceae.